UGCUCAUGGCUUUUCCAGAAGAGCCUUUGGAACUCUGUGCAUCUAGUUAAAAGCCAAUUCAAGAAAAAUCUGAACUAGUCUCCCUCUCCGGCUCUUUUCUGUUUAAUUAGAUCCUCCUUAAUUCUGAAUUACUCUCUCUCUCGCUUUAUUGUAUCCUCCUUAAUUUUGAACCAGUCUGUCUUUCUCGCUAUACACAAUUAAUCUCUCUGCAACUACUACUCCUGGAUCUGAAAACUAGAGGUUAUGGAUAUGCCUUUUUCUUCUUCUUCGUCGUCGUCAUCCGCUGCCGCUCCUGCUGAUGAUACAAAAAAGUAAUUGUUUUGGAUAUAUUAUUCUGAAGGUGAAGUUUUCUUAUUUUGAAGGUGGAGAAAACAAACAAGCCAUUGUCAAAUUGGUAACCAAGCCAUUGUCUUUCUGAGGUUAGUCAGUGUUUAAUGUUUAUUGAUACUGUUUAAGGCUCUAUCUAUAUUUUUUGUCAUUUCUUUUUAAUUAAUAAGUUUAGUUGUUAUGUUAUGCUGGCAUUUCAUUUGCUAAUUAAUUUUUGUUAUGUCUGCUGUUAAUUUCUUCGCUGGUGACCUGUCACCGGAUGUCACUUUGUUUUGUUCGCAUCUUGAUCAAUUGUCUUCCUUUACAUGCUGUGAUGACAUUGUUCAUAUUAAGACUGCAAAUAUAUGAAUAUCUUUCUUUAAAUUAUAGGAUUUUUUUAAUAAAAUAUGUGCGUAUCAUGUGCCCCAUUUUCCACCAUCUUUCAUAUCUCACUCGUUGAUUUUCGAGCCUUUGAAACUUUGUGCAGGUAGCCAAAAGCCAAUUCAAGGUAAUAUAUAUUGCUACCGCCUCUUCUUCCAAAUGGACAUGUAGUCAUUAUACAUGCAUUUUGUAACAUAUUUAGGAAACUGUGAAAGCAAAGUAUAAUUGUUAGGACAAUAUUUGUGUAGUCACUUCUUAAUUUUGUCCAAUGAUAAAUUAACACGUUUUAUUCUUGUAUAAUAUAAUGUAUAUGUCAAUAAUUUUUCUUGGGCUAUUAAAAAAAAAAAAAAACACGUGUCAAUUGGGUGAGUACAUAAAAUACUCACUAGUGAGUACUUCAGUAUUAUUCAAAUUGUUUUUGUAUGACACAUCAGUUCAGUUAAUUGCAUCCGCUAUGUUUCUUCCAUGAACAUGAAUUACAUCUGAGGACAGAGUCUGAGGUCUAAUUCCCCUCCACCAAUAUUGUUUGUAUAAAAACCAUACAAACCAUUUCGACAAAUAUUUUUUGCCCUCCAUGAAGCGUUUGUAACUUUGUGAAAGCGUUGGUUAGUUUAGCCUUAUCAAUUAUCAAAUAUUUUUUAAGUAUGUGAAAGUGACUAAUCCUUGUCUCUCCAUAUUUUCAAUUUUUGUCCUCCUGAAGCGUUUGUAACUUUGUGCACCUACCUAAUAGAGAGAUGGAGUUGAUUGCCUUCAUUCAAGCUUUCAACAUCAUCGUCAUCGCCAUCGGGACUCUGUUCUAUAUGUGCUGCAGAUCAUUUUCUUCUUCGUCUCCUGCAGCUGAUUCUGAUGUAGCUGAUUCUGCUGCUGAUUCUACUGCUGUUAAGGAUGAUGACGACGCUGAUAACCCCCCACGUCGAGAAAAGUAUGAUGUGUUUAUCAGUUUCAGAGGUGGGGACACCCGCCUUGGUAUUACCAGCCAUCUUCAUGCUGCCUUACUUCAGAAGAAAUUUGAAACCUACAUCGAUAAUAGACUUCAGAGAGGAGAAGAAAUCGGACCUGCCCUUCUAGAAGCAAUUGAGAAAUCCACCAUUUCGGUGAUCAUUUUCUCACAAAACUAUGCUUCUUCCACAUGGUGUUUGGAUGAGCUUGUGCAUAUACUAAAAUGCAACAACAGAGAAGGCCGGAUGGUUAUACCCGUAUUCUACGACAUCGAUCCAUCUGAUGUACGAAAACAACACGGGAGUUAUGCAGAUGCAUUUGCUCAACUAGAAAAACGAUUCGCUAACAGUAUCGACAAGGUGCACAAGUGGAGGGAUGCUUUGACGACUGCAGCCAAUCUAUCUGGGUUUGAUCAUUCAAACAAAUCCGGGACGGAGGCAGAUCUAGUAAAGAAUGUUGUCCAUUGUAUUUGCACCAAAUUGAUUGGUGAAUCAUCAUGUAAUUUAGAGGGCCUGUUUGGAAUUGAAAGCCGCAUCAAGCAAAUUGAAAAGCUAUUGGGCAUUCAUUCACAAGACGCUUGCAUCACUGUAGGUAUUUGGGGAAUGGGUGGUGUUGGCAAGACCACCCUUGCUGAAACUCUGUUUCGCAAACUCUCUUCUAAAUUCGAUGCUUCUUGUUUUCUUAAGAAUGUUAGGGAGAACUCAGAAAAACCAGAUGGACUAGAUCACUUGGUAAAAACACUUUUUAAGGAGAUAUUAAAGGAAGAAGUUUCUUUGCCCGUAGAAUCAACUUUUCAAGAAAGGCUCAGGCGUACAAAGGUCCUCAUUGUUCUUGAUGAUGUGAGUGAUUCUAUGCAAUUGGAACGUUUAGCUGGCAGUCCUCUCCGGUUUGGCACCGGAAGUAGAAUCAUUAUCACAACUAGAGAUAGGGGCAAACUUGGGCAAACUGUUCAAGAGGAUAAUAUCUACAAGGUUGACGGAUUACAACCGGAUGACGCUCUUCAGCUCUUCUGUUCACGUGCUUUCAAGAAUAACAGUACUCGUAGAACAGAUUAUAAGGAGUCGGCAGAAAAGGUUGUGCAUUAUGCCAGAGGCGUUCCUUUAGCUCUUACAGUUUUGGGGUCCUUGUUCUUCAAUUGCAAGAGCAAAGAAGAUUGGGAGGAUGAAUUCAACAAAUUGAAACGAUUUCCCAAUGUAGAUAUUCAGAAAGUGUUGAGAAUAAGUUACGAUAGAUUGGGAGAAAAUGAGAAGGAGAUAUUGCUGGAUAUAGCAUGUUUUCAUAAAGGGAAGUCUGUGGUUAAGGUGAAACAAAUGUUAGAUGUUCGUGGAUUCUUUGCGCCAUCUGGAAUUAGAAUUCUCAUUGAGAUGUCUCUCAUAUCAAUUGAUUCAAAAGGGAGAAUGGAAACCAUAGAGAUGCACGAUUUGCUACAAGAAAUGGGAAGGAAAAUUGUUCAAGAACAAGGUAUUAAAGAUCCCGGUAAACGGAGUAGGUUGUUCAAUGAUGAGGAUGUCUAUCGUGUAUUGAGGAGUAACACGGAAACUCCAAAUGUUGAAGCUAUAGAGGUUGAUUGGAAUAAUCUUCAAGAGCGACCGUUGAAACGUGCAGACUUCAAAAAGAUGUCUAACCUAAUAAUGCUAAUUGUGAAUGGUUGCUACAAAUUGACCACUUCUUUAGACCUUCCCGAUUCUCUUUGUUAUCUUGAGUGGUCGGGAUAUCCACUGGAUUCUUUGCCAUCAACUUUUUCUCCAGAAAAUCUAGUUGAGCUUCAUAUGCCAUAUAGCACAGUUGAGAAGGAGCUUUGGAAAGAAGAGCAGAUACUUGUCAACUUACAAGUGAUUGAUCUCCGGGGCUGUUCAAAUCUAACUGAAGUUCCAAAUCUCUCUAGAAGUCUAAAAAUUGUGGAGAUAAAUCUCGGGCACUGUCGAAGUUUGGUUGAAAUUCCUUCGUAUUUUCAACAUCUUGACAAGCUUACUCAUCUUGAUCUUGGAUUCUGCUACAGUCUCAAGUAUCUUCCAGAGAUGCCAGGAAAUAUUCAAUACUUAAAUUUAGAAGGCAGUGGUAUAAAGGAGUUGCCUGAAUCAGUUUGGUGUAACGAAAAUAUUUCUUACUUGAAUUUAAGGCAAUGCGAAGACCUUAAGAAACUUCCAAGCAGCAGGUGUAAGUUGAAAAAUCUCGAUCUCCAUAGGUGCUCUAAAUUUGAAAACUUUCCAGAGAUUUUGGAGCCAAUGGAACAUUUGAAGUCCUUAAGUUUAAGUCAAACAGCAGUUACAGAGCUACCCUCAUCAAUCUGUAAGUUGAAAAAUCUUGAGAAACUCGAUCUCUGUUCGUGCUCUAAAUUUGAAAACUUCCCAGAGAUUUUGGAGCCAAUGGAACAUUUGAAGUCCUUAAGUUUAAUUCAAACACCAGUUAGAGAGCUACCCUCAUCAAUCUGUAAGUUGAAAUAUCUUGAGAGUCUUUAUCUCACCAAUUGCUAUAGAUUUUCCAAAUUCCCUGAAAUCUUGAAGCCAAUGGAACAUUUGGUGUCUCUUUGUUUGGAAGAGACAGCUGUCGAAAUGCUUCCUUCGUCUAUUGGAAAUCUAAAUGGGCUUCAAGAUUUAAACCUUAGUCGCUGCUAUCUACUUAAGGAUGUCCCAACAAGUAUCUACAGUUUAACCAAUCUUAAACGUCUCAACUUUAAUGACUGUCGGAGACUUGAAAAAUUGCCUUCCUGCUCUGUUGGUUUUUUCUCUUUAGAAGAACUAGAUCUCAGCAACAGCGGUAUAUUGGAAAUACCAGCAAGCAUCAAACAAGCUUCUCGGUUGUCUAUACUCGACUUAAUCAACUGCAAGUGGCUUCAAUCUAUACCAGAGCUCCCAGUGCUAUGCAAUGUUAAAGCUUCAAACAGCACGUCGCUGAAGAUAGUGUCAAGUUCAAGGACAGCACUCGCACAAGGUUGGGAUAAACCUAAUUAUUGUUUCAAAGUUUUUACUAAUUGCCCAAAAUUGGAUAAUAAUUUAGGAAGCAACAUAAUGGAUGAAGCACAGAUUACAAUUAUGCGAAUGGCAACUGUUGCGCCAUUAGAGGACUAUUGGUUGCCUUGUAAUCCCUGGCCUCAGAUUAACAUUGCAUGUCCAGGAAAAGAAAUUCCAAAUUGGUUCAGCUAUCAAAAUGAGGGAUCUUUAGUAGACAUCGAGCUUUGUCCAGAAUGGUUUCGAACAGGUUUAUUUGGUUUCGCUCUCUCUGUUGUUCUUUCAGAGAUUGCAGAGGUGGGGUUUGGAACCUGGAGGGUAAGAGCUAAUUUCAUUGUCAAAUUCAUGGGUGAAAACCAUGAACUGUUCACUUCUGAAUACAACAGUUACAUCGACUUCAGUAACGGCCAACAUCACGUGCAUGUGUGGAAUGAGGCCUUUAGAAGUGAAGAGGUAGGAAAAAACUGCUCCCCUGAUGUUUACAAACUUGCCAAAGAGGCCUCUGUUAUCUUCUUCUGCCCGAGGAGAAUGAAGGUGGAAAGCUGUGGUAUAUGCCCAUUGUAUGCCGAAGAUGUUGAGAAAUUCAAAAUUGGUCAUGUGAUCAUGUCGAGGGGACCAAAAGUAGAAGAAACAAGACAAGAUGAUGAUUACAAAGGUGGUGGAUCAAGUGAUGAGUCUGAAGCAAAUGAAAGUGAUUAGGAAAAACUUUUUAAGGCAAAUUUGUACUUUGAUAGCUCACUUGUCUCACCAAGAAAUAAGACAACAACUAGGCAAGGCUUUUAUUAUUUUGGUAUUGUUUAUUCUUUAUACAUUAUAAAGCGCUAGUUAUGCACAAGUGUAUAAUAGCCUAUUUGUUAUCUUUAAAACUUGAUUUACCUUUAUAUCAUAAACAUAGACAUU
This is a messenger RNA of Malus domestica (apple), 5474 nucleotides long. The record is from RefSeq and is a predicted model, not a curated record. NCBI's taxonomy places the organism in Eukaryota, Viridiplantae, Streptophyta, Magnoliopsida, Rosales, Rosaceae.